Molecule: messenger RNA, 1209 nt
Organism: Psammomys obesus (fat sand rat)
Lineage: Eukaryota; Metazoa; Chordata; Mammalia; Rodentia; Muridae
Gene: Rcsd1
Product: RCSD domain containing 1
Exons: 5
Biological process (GO): protein localization to endosome; skeletal muscle contraction; retrograde transport, endosome to Golgi
Cellular component (GO): WASH complex; early endosome
Molecular function (GO): retromer complex binding; actin filament binding; phosphatidylinositol phosphate binding
Source: RefSeq, a predicted model, not a curated record
GAAAGACCCGCCACCGAGACCAACUCCAAUGUGGACAGCUCAGCGCAGCCUUCGGUGGCCCAGCUGGCGGGGCGGUUUCGGGAGCAAGCAGCUGUGGCCAGGGACCCGACACCAGCCAGUAAACCAACAAGAAGGAAACCGCCCUGCUCCCUCCCCCUGUUCCCCCCAAAGGUAGAGCUGGGCCAGAAUGGUGAGGAGAAAUCACCGUCCAGCGCCAGCCACCCCCCUAAAAUCAAGGUGAAGAGCUCACCUCUGAUCGAGAAGCUGCAGGCCAACCUAGCCUUCGACCCAGCAGCUCUCCUGCCUGGAGCUUCCCCCAAAAGUCCUGGACUCAAGGCCAUGGUGUCACCAUUUCACAGCCCCCCCUCCACACCCAGCAGCCCUGGCCUCCGCUCUCAGCCAGGUGAGGCAGAAGAGGUGCCUGUGAGCUUUGACCAGCCUCCGGAGGGGACUCACCUGCCCUCCUACAACAAGGUUCGGACUAGAGGCUCGAUAAAAAGACGUCCUCCCUCCCGGCGAUUCCGAAGGUCUCAGUCGGACUGUGGGGACCUCAGAGAUUACAGGGCUGUGGAAGUGUCUCAGGAAAACGGUGCCAGGGAUGAGAAUGGGGACGAUGUAUUCCCUAGCAAGAGCAAGACGCCAGGGUCUCCCACACCCAACCAGAAGGCCAUGGGAGAUGGGGUGGAGAGGACCCUGGGGGCUGCCGAAAAGCCUUCGAGGAGGAGCAUGUGCAACAGCACAGAGAAGCCAGAGGAGCAGAUCGGGACCCCAGAGGAGGGCAAUGCCGGAGAGAAGGCUGGACAGAAUCCAGACACAGCUAGCCAGGGCAGUCCUGAGGUCCUGCAGUCACCCCACACCUGCAGCCCACAGGCUGAGAAUGGGUGUGGAAGCCCACUGGAAGAGCCCACCCCUGGAGAGCGUACAGACACUGGGAAGGUCACAGCAGGGACAGCCUCUGAGGAGAGGGUAGCAGACGAAGAGGACAGGCUCGGACAAAGAAGCCCAGAUGCGAAUACGCUGGAGGAGGGGGCUGAAAUCAGGGAGAAGGCUCCGCCAAGUUCUUCUGGAAGGAUAGAGGGCAUCAUUGGUCCAGAUCCGGAGACAAAGCAAAAGGAAGGGGCACCUCCAGAGCUGAGCUGCAGCCUGGGGGCCCACCAGGCCCCAGCAGAGACCAGCAAUGAGAUCCAGAAUGAUCACAAUGUUCCCAAG